CCGCCUCGCGGGCCCCGGAAGCGCGCGUGGCCGCCAUGGCGCGGAAUGUGGUAAUGACAAGGGUGGACCUCAGGAAUUACCUCGAGAGCAUCUAUAAUGUCCCUGUGGCUGCCGUGCGGACACGGGUGCAGCAUGGCUCUAACAAGAAAAGAGAUCACAGAAACGUGAGGAUCAAGAAGCCGGACUACAAGGUCGCCUACGUGCAGCUGGUGCGUGUGAGCUGGCUAGCCCCAGCGGGGCCUCCGAGGGGCUCCUCGCAACUGUGUCCUUGGGGAUGUUUGUGCCGGAGACGUUGCGCUGGGGCCCAGGGAGCCCCCGUGAGGCCGGAUCUCAGGGCCUCAGUGCAGAGGCAGGUUCCACAUAAGGUCACGCUCCGUCACGGCCUUGGGGGUGUCAGUGGUGGCACUGGGAGCACGUGAGCACUGGGGCACAUGGGGCAUGUCUCAGUGUCCAGCCAUUUUGUGAUUUUGAAGUUUGAAUUCUCUGUGGGCAAAGGCAGCCAUCACAGGCCUAGUGGGUUUCAGCUCCAACACACACCAGGGUGUCUGAGCAUGGGAGGCCCCGGCCUCUGGAGAGCCUUUCCUUGGCCGGGUUUCAGACUCGGAAGCAGAGUCUGAGGCCCCUGAGGGCAAAGGUCUUCGGUGCCCAGGCAGGUCUGGCUGGCCGGGGUGUUGGCUGAGGCCCAUGCCCUGCAUUGCAGGGUAGCAGGUCCCAUGUACUUGUUAGGGCUCAGCAGGCUGGUUCUGAGCAGGUGCUUUCUUAUGUAUUCUGGGGGGGCUCUGGGGAAGAAGAACCCUCACCCCACAUUGCCUGGGCCUUCAGUUUCUGAAACCCAGACUUGUCAGUAGUGAGACCCACAGUUUCAAAGCCUUUCUUCGGGCUCUUCAUUUUGAGUCCCAGGCAAACCCAGAGGCACUUUCUCUCUGGGCCAAGAUGUCUACAGCCCGCCCCGGCCGCGUCCUGGGCCUCCCCACUCUGCCCCUGGGGCUGGCCUACUGGGUGGGGAUGGGGCUGUCUUCCGGUGUAAACGGUCCCUGGAGGCCGAGCCAGCGGCCCCUGCCACUAGAUGGCAGUAACACUAUUGUGAAAACCGCCUCCUGGGCCAGCCGGCAUAUUUUGGGGCUAAGGAGGCAAUUUGUUAAAAAGGCCAAGUUAGCAUGGCAGCUUUUCUGAAAAUCAGUCACAUUUGUUGUUCUAAACAGGGGCCCCCGGAAUAAUUUGGCCUAAUAUUUGCUGUGCAUGAAAUCAGCCAAUCCAGGUGGGGAGAGCAGCCGUUGGCCUCAUAAAGGCCUCUGUGUGCUCAGUGUCAGUCGGGCCCAUCUGUCUUUGUCAUGGCAUGUGGGUGGACAUCCCGUGUGCCGGCACUGCCACGGGCACUUCAGAGGCAGCUACGGUUACAAGUGGCAUUCGAGUCAUCCGAACCCUUGCGUUUUUCCUCUGGGCCCCACCUCCCAUGAAAACUGAACCCAGCAGCUCUGGGAUCCGGUGUCUGCAGCUGCUGCCCGCGUGUCGUUCUCCCUCUGUGAAGUCCAGGCAGCCAGAGACAGGGCAGGGCAACUGGGAGCCUGAAGGGUCCCUGUUGGGCAUGGCUCCUCCUGUUCCAGAAUUAAAAUUGGUAAUGGGUCCUCACCCCCCUUCCUGAACUCCAGCAGAUCUUUGCACAGCCUAGAAAUGGGCCGUGGCCGUUGGUCCCUGUCCCCCCGCAAAGGGGACUGUCAAGGCCCUUUCCUGUCUCGUGUCUGCUGAGACCUUGCUCAGCGUGUCCCCCUGGGCCCUGCGCCAGGGCUUAGAAUCACUGCUAAUUGCAAAGCCCAGGGAGGGAGCAUUAGAAAGAUAAAAUUAUCCACUUUAUUUGGAUUUGGCCGCUGUGGAAAGGCCCUGUCCCACAUGGUGGGAGUCCCACAUUUUUUUCCCCGACAACCUGAUAAGCAUCUCCUUGGCCCAAAGUCCUGGGAGCUGUAACCAGCGCCUCAGUGACCCACACAACAAAAAGACCAUUGACCGCCCGCUGCCCCGAGGCUUGUGUGGACGCUGAGCGGCGCAGGAAUGAAGGGCGCACGACAUGAGAGGCAACUCCAGAACAAGCCGCUGCCGCCAGCUGGGCCGAGCUCUGUGCUCGGGGCUCCGGCCUCCAGGUCCAGGCAGGCAGCAGCCCCCAGGGCGCCCUGGGAUUCCUGAAGGCAGGGCUGCCUUGUUUACUUGUCAUUAGGACAUUUUUCUCCAUUCCUGUCCUUUACCCCGAUCAGCUGUCUCUCUCCUUUUUGGAAGGAUCAAGGGCUUUUUUUUUAGGUACAAGGUGAACUCUUCUAGAAAGGGGAACCCCCUGAGAAACCAUGCUUGGCAUCCCCAAACGGUGUUUGUCUCUCACCACCUUUCCCCAUUUCUUCCCGAAGCUAUGACAAAUGGCCAUGUUUGUGUUUUAAACUGUCAUUUUGGGUUCCCCUUGCCUCAGAAAACUAGCAGAGUCACCUCCACAUGGUAAAGGUAAAUCUACCAUUCUGGGCAGUCAGCCUCACAUGUGAACGAUUGCCCCUUGGUAUUUUAAAAGACGCAAAGUUUAGAGCUGUAUAAGCCAAUCCUCCUGCAGGCUGGCUACGGCGCACGCAGUGCCACUCUCCCCACCAGCCCCUGCGCUCUGCACCAGGGAUCAGGGUGCAUACACCUCCCUCGCAGGGUGGAAUCCGGGCCUGUUUCAGAUCAUACUUGGCUGCCUGCCCACAUCCAAAUUUAUUUACACAACAAGGGUCUGCAAGAGCCAAGUGUACUUGACUGAUUUUACUGACUAAAGGUUUCCAGAUUCGGGUGCCAUCCUCACUCCUCCUCCACCUGUCUGGAAACAGAAGGGCGGCUGCUCCCCGACAUGUGCCGGCCCACUCCUCCCUCUUCCCUUCCCUUCCCUCUCCUCUGGUCUGCUCUUUCUGCCUCUCACCCCUUAGCUUUGGAGCUACUUAGUAAUCAUUAGCAAGUUAAAAUGGCUCCUCAUAUUUGCUUAGGUCCCCAAGGAGCAGUAUCCCCUCCUUCUCGUGAACCCGAGCCACAUGCUGUGGCCUGGGCUGGGGCUUGGCUGACACGGACAUAUUCUGAACUCAGCAGAAGAUGUAAGACCAGUUAAUUGACAGAGCCGGUCCUGAUCUAUCAGCUGCCGCACGUGCAUGUUUCUUCGUACGUGAUGUUCAUUUUAAUUGCCAGGCUCUGGGCUGGGAGGACGAGGAGCUUUAAUGUGAGUAGAGCCUGAGGCAUUUUGGAUGGACAGGUUCAGCGUGGUACCAGACGUGAUUUGUGUCAUGUUUUUCCAUGCCUUGUUCCUGCCCCCCCCCCUCCGCCAACCAGGUGGCCCCGUGCUAGUAAAUGGGUGCACCCAGGGCGGGGGCAGACAUCAGGCCCUAAAGAGACAAUGGUGGGGAAAGCGGCCUUGUCCUAGAGCUGUGACCUCUGCUGCAGCAUGACAGCCAGGGGCCGAUGGCUGUGGGGGUGCUUACAUUCCAGGCAGGGACGCUGCCCCAGGAGGCCCAGGGAGGUACCUCUGAGCAGUUGAAUCCGGCGCCCGCAGAAAGGGGCUGCCAGAAAGCAUGAGGCUCCCCCAUGGACCCCUCUGCCGAGGAGUCUUUGCAGCUCUGGCUGGAGCCUUUGUUCUCCGCCUUAGGCCCAUGGACAGACCUUCACGUUCCCAGAUUUGUUUCCCGAGAAAGACGAGAGCCCUGAAGGCAGCGCUGCCGACGACCUCUACAGCAUGCUGGAGGAGGAGAGGCAGCAGAGGCAGAGCAGCGACCCGAGGCGGGGCGGCAUCCCUAGCUGGUUCGGGCUGUGACGGGGCGGCCAGUAGGGGCACGCCCCAGGUGGGCAACUGUGGCAGAGCAGUCCUGACACCUAAAUAAAAGUCCUGCUGCAGGAGAAA
This is a messenger RNA of Symphalangus syndactylus (siamang), 3895 nucleotides long. RefSeq names its product mitochondrial ribosomal protein L23 (gene MRPL23). The record is from RefSeq and is a predicted model, not a curated record. Gene Ontology annotation, cellular component: mitochondrial large ribosomal subunit; ribosome. Lineage: Eukaryota; Metazoa; Chordata; Mammalia; Primates; Hylobatidae. Gene Ontology annotation, molecular function: structural constituent of ribosome. Gene Ontology annotation, biological process: mitochondrial translation.